AUCCUUUCCUCUUUACAAAGCCUUUCUUUUUGUCAGCGACGUAGGCCAUAGAUGCUCAUGUGGUAGUGUUGGCGAACAGUGAACACCCUGCAUUCAUAGUCUAGAAAGAUAAAAAUGACCUUCUUUGCCUCCACUACCACACUGAUAUACUAUUAUUCAUGGCAACCCACGGAAUUAAACGUCUCGCUAUCGCCGGUGCCACUGGCACGCUCGGCCAACUCAUCAUCCAGGAGUUGAGUCAGCGUGCACCGGGGCUCCACACUACGCUACUGGCGCGCGAGGGUAGCGAAGUGCAGGCCCGCUUGCUCACAGCCGGCAUGCAACAGUUCUCCGUGCGCACUGUGGACUACGAGUUGGAUGGCGAACGCGACCUCAUCGCAACCCUCGCCGGCCACGAUGCAGUGCUGUCGUUGAUAGGCGGCGCAGGACAGGAUACCGCACAGGUAGCCCUGAUUCACGCGGCAGCUCGGGCCCGUGUCAGGUACUUUUUGCCGUCAGAAUUCUGCUUGGACACACGCAUAGGCAUGAACCUAAUUGUCAGUAGCUAUGAAGUCAAGCGCAAGAUUCGUGAUGAUCUGAUGGUGACCGGAAUGAGGAGCAUCUUCAUUAUGUGCGGGUUUUUCACCGAUACCUUCCUUUCUGCCGACUUUGGCUGGGAUCUUGACAGCCACACCGUACUGGUGCCGGGCGAUGGCGAGGGACUAUGCUCGUUUAUUGACAAGGAGGAUGUUGCGAAAUACACGGUAGAGGUGAUCAAGCGUGCAGAGGCGUUCAUGGGUGAGGAGUGGGUCAAGGACCUGCGGUUUGCCACUGCCACGCUCUCCUACAACGAUCUUAUUCAGAUGGGCAAUGAGGCCACGGGCAGGGAACUUGCGGUCACUUAUGUUUCGCAGGAGGAUGUUGAGCACACCUUGAUGCGGGACAUCCAAAGGACCGGUAGUGGAGCGAAUAGCAAGGCCGUGCAGAUGCAGUUGGCCAUCAUGAACGGUUGCGCGCAGCUCGAUACUGCAGGUUUUGCGCUAUCCAACAGACUGUUUCCGGAGGUGGUGCCGGCGUCAGUCAGCUUGAGCCUCAGGGCGAUAUUUGCCCGCCAGUAAGCCAGCUUGUCAAGAGGCACAGUUAAUGGAAUAAUAAAAAUGGACGAUUCAAACUAUCGAGCGUAUCUAGCUUGUGUAUCCCAGGGCCUGGCCCAUCUUCACACUCUGGCCAGGAGAGACAUUGAAGGUGAAGGACUCGGGGGCCUCAAACACUAACACAACCGUCGAGCCCAGCCUGAACCCGCCGACCUCCUGCCCGCUGG
Linderina pennispora is the source of this 1300-nucleotide messenger RNA. Its product is annotated as NAD(P)-binding protein. The transcript has a single exon. Bases 159 to 1097 code for a protein of 312 amino acids. The record is from RefSeq and is a predicted model, not a curated record. NCBI's taxonomy places the organism in Eukaryota, Fungi, Kickxellomycota, Kickxellomycetes, Kickxellales, Kickxellaceae.